This is a messenger RNA of Dibothriocephalus latus, 273 nucleotides long. Lineage: Eukaryota; Metazoa; Platyhelminthes; Cestoda; Diphyllobothriidea; Diphyllobothriidae. The record is from the annotation of a GenBank genome assembly.
AGACGUCCAGAACAGGCGCCGUUUCGGUCUCCUCUACUCUUCCCAAGCCUCCGCUGUGACCUGAAUCUCCGCUACCCGUGUUUUGGAGCUUACUGUCGAAUUCAUUCUUUGGACGCGCAGUGCUUCCCCCUCUCCUCCAAUCUCGAACCGCCCGUUAGGGAGGAUCUAACUGUGCCACCGGGACACCCCUAUGACUUGAUCACGAGACUGGUCCUCGUCUCCGACGUUGCUGUCGCCGCUGCCUCUGACGCCGGCUGUUAUCCCGACUGUUGA